AGCGGAGCCGCCGGCCCGCGCCCUCCGUUCUCGGCCUCCCGGACCCGGCGUCGCGCCGCUGGGAGCCGCCUUCACCGACGCGGGGCACCUGGACGCUCGCGAGAUGCCCAACCCCAAAAACAGUAAAGGCGGCCGCAAAAACAAGCGCGCCAACAGCAGCGGGGACGAGCAGGAAAAUGGAGCCGGGGCCCUGGCAGUGGCGGGCGCGGCGGGCGCGGCGGCCGGGGGGGCCCUGGCGGCGGCGGCCAGCUGCGGAGCGGCGGCGGCGGGCGCACCCGGCACCGGGGGCGCGGCGGGCGCGGGAGGCGCGGGGCCGGGCGCCGCCAACGCCGCGGCCGCCGCGGGGGCUGCAGCCGCGGGCGACGCCAAGAACGAAGCCCCUUGUGCGACGCCCCUGCUCUGCAGCUUCGGGAGGCCGGUGGACCUGGAGAAGGACGACUCCCAGAAGGUGGUGUGCAACAACGAGCAGUGCCCGCACAGCUGCUGGAUGCACCUGCAGUGCUUCUACGAGUGGGAGAGCAGCAUCCUGGUCCAGUUCAACUGCAUCGGCCGCGCGCGCAGCUGGAACGAGAAGCAGUGCCGCCAGAACAUGUGGACCAAGAAGGGCUACGACCUGGCCUUCCGCUUCUGCUCCUGCCGCUGCGGCCAGGGCCACCUGAAGAAGGACACGGACUGGUACCCGGUGAAGCGGAUGCAAGACGAGAAGAAGAAGAAGUCGGGGUCGGAGAAGAACAGCGGGAGGCCCCCCGGCGAGGCGGUGGAGGAGGCCAAGAAGUGCCGGCCGCCCUCCAAGCCCCAGAAAGGCCCGAGCCACGACCUGCCCCGCCGGCACUCCAUGGACCGGCAGAACUCGCAGGAGAAGGGCGGCGCCGGGGCCGGCGCGGCAGCCUACGGGGCGCGCUCGCCCUGCGGCUCCCCGGGCCAGUCCCCGCCCACCGGCUACUCCAUCCUCUCCCCCGCCCACUUCAGCGGCCCCCGCUCCUCCAGGUACCUCGGGGAGUUCCUCAAGAACGCCAUCCACCUGGAGCCUCACAAAAAGGCCCUGGCCGGGGGCCACGUGUUCCGAAACGCCCACUUUGACUAUAGUCCGGUGGGGUUGUCCGUUCAUAGGGGGGGCCACUUCGAUGCGCCAGUGCAGUUCCUCCGGCGCCUGGACCUGUCCGAGCUCCUGACUCACAUCCCCCGGCACAAGCUGAACACUUUCCACGUGCGGAUGGAGGACGAUGCCCAGAUGGGCCAGGGCGAGGACCUGCGCAAGUUCAUCCUGGCAGCCCUGAGCGCCAGCCACAGGAACGUGGUGAACUGCGCCCUGUGCCACCGGGCGCUCCCGGUGUUCGAGCAGUUCCCGCUGGUGGACGGAACUCUGUUCUUAAGCCCCUCGAGACACGAUGAGAUCGAAUACGAUGUUCCCUGUCACCUUCAAGGGAGGCUCAUGCACCUGUAUGCGGUGUGCGUGGACUGCCUGGAGGGUGUGCACAAGAUCAUCUGCAUCAAGUGUAAGUCGCGCUGGGAUGGCAGCUGGCACCAGCUGGGCACCAUGUACACCUACGACAUCCUGGCCGCCUCGCCGUGCUGCCAGGCCCGCCUGAACUGCAAGCACUGCGGGAAGCCGGUGAUCGACGUGCGGAUUGGCAUGCAGUACUUCUCCGAGUACAGCAACGUCCAGCAGUGUCCACACUGUGGCAACCUGGACUACCAUUUCGUGAAGCCAUUUUCCUCCUUCAAAGUUCUUGAAGCUUAUUGAUGAAAGCUUUGCUUUAGUAAUAGCUAUUUUAUUGGUAUUACUUUGUUACAUAUCUUUUCUAGGGAAGCCUUCUGUGACAUUCGUUUCUUUUCUAAUUGAAAGGAGAGUUCCUUUGUGUACGUGCCACUUCCAGGGCGCCUGCCCCUUGCCCUCUCUUGACUCCCACGUGUUAGUCUGUGGCCAUGACCAGAGCCCAGCCAGGUACUCCUGUGAGCUUGGGGGAGUGGUUCACUAAGAGUCUCUCAGGCAGCUUUUAGGGUGGUGGGGAGGAUGGGGUGACUUUAGGAAAGGGAUCACAUGGUCAUAAACUGAGAGCAUAGAAGGAGCUGGGAAGAAACUUACUAAGGUAUUAACUGUCUAAAGAUCCGCUUUUAGGUCUUCUCUGGGCCUUGGGAAAAACAUGCGACAAGUGAAUGUAAGCUAUGCCAGGAGAGCUGCUGAUGUGCUCGUCCGCGUUAGUCUGGCGCCCUGCAGCACACCCUGCCCUGCGGCUUCCGCCACUGACAGGUCACCGGGAAGGACCGGAGUCCUGGUUCUGUCCCUGUGGUGUUCUAGCAGCCAGUUUUCAUACUGAAAAUGAUAUCCGAAUUAAAAGGCACAUGAAAACAAUGGGUGUUGCACAUACUUUUAGGUAAAACUGACGCGUAACAAAGAGAAUAUGCUCGAAGAAUUUGGAAAUGAUGCACACUGACUCCGAGGGCGCAAGGGCAGAGCCCAGUCAUUUGAAUUGUGUCUUUGAGGUUGGUCAAACAAGCUUGUAAGGAGAAUUCCAUGAAUAACAUGAUUUGGGCGGUACUGAUUUAUAUAGGUUCACACUGUCAAAGUGUCAUUUGAUGUCAGAUCCUUCUCACAGGUAAAUCUCACAGCCACAGACCCUAACUGGUGAGUUUCACAAGCAAUCAUUGCCACACUUACCUUCCCCCCAAACUGCUUAUGGCUGCAUUUUACUCUGUUAGUGCUGAGUUUCCAAAAUCAAAGAUUUGACCUUCAGAAGGAAUGGAAAAAAAUUAUUUGUGAAGCUUUGAGGAAAAGAAUAAUUUUAGUAUUUCUUUUUAAAGUGUUUCAUUUUGGAAGAUCACCAAUAAUAAUGCAUAACAAUAUGUUUGAGAAUAGAUUAUUCUGAAGAUCUCCAUGAUACCUUACCACUGGUGAAAAAGAUGGUAAUUUAUAGAACUUUGUUAGUCAGAGCAUUGAGCUUUCUAAAAUACAGCCUCUGUUUAUUAGAGUUUCCUGAUUUAAAUAGACUGACACCCCAUAUCUUUAUAAAACUGGAAUUGGAAUAUGAUUUCUCAAAAAAUGAAUUUGGUAAUUUCAACUAUAAUACACAUAUGUGUUAUAAGGAUGCUGAGAAUAUCCUUUUAUGGGUAACUAAAUUUGGGGUUAUGUGGAUAUUUUCUGUUAUUUAGUUUAUAUCAUUUACCCCCCUCACCCUCCAGAAAAAAACAGUUGUUUUUCCUCUCAGAAGUGUUUAAGCAUCAGUGCAAGUGAGUUUCAGCUCUGCUACGUGGAAUGUUUGAUGUUUUGUUUGAAGGAACACAGCUGACUGUGAGAGUUUGACUAAUACUCUUUGUCUUUGGUUUGGAUGAUGAUAACUUGGCUGACCACAUCUAGUUUGAUGUUUGAUGAUCUGAAGAAUAUUUCACAGUGGGGGGAGAUGCUCAACGCUCAUAUGACACAGCAAGUUGUUAUUGGUCUGACAGUGUUUGAUGCAAGGAAACGAGGUCUAUAGGACAUAGCUCUUGCAAAUCUGUCUUUGAUAUACAAAACUGUAACUGAAUCAGCUGUUUCCUUAUUGAUUCUCUGUCAUGUACCAGGUAUAAAAAAAUUGAGGAGUUUUUCUUUUCAGAGUACCAUUGGAUUUUAUUUCUGAAUUUCAAAUGAGUAGUAAAAUAUUUGUAAUGCUGUUCUUUAACCCACCUAAAUUUCUAAAGAGAAACCUGCUUGUAUUGUUGUUCUGAAGCUUAAAAGCUUACAUGUAGAUCACCUACAUGCCCCUCAGCCUAAAACUAGUGCAAGCGCAGAUGUGUUCAACAUUUUCCCCUAACAUUGUUGUCUACUCUUGGAGAAAUAAGUAUGAGGAGGUUUCACUAUAACUGAGUAAAAUUUGCUUGUGGCCUUUAUUUUGAUGGUUCUGUUAGGAUUCUGUGGGUGCUAAAUUGAUAACGCCUUUACGGCAUUGCAUUCUUGACUAAAAUGGAAAAUUUGGCAGAUUUGAGAAUAAAAUAUAAUUGAGUAUGCAACCAUGUGAAGAAUAAAUUUUAUUUUGGAAUCUGCUGACCUUAAUAUUUUCAUCGUACUUUCUAGAAGUACUUUGCUCUGAGUACCUUGAUAAGAAUUGGAAUGUACCAAAAAAGAUCAUUAUUUUGGUUGAGGUUCAGAUGUUAAAGGAUAUUAGUCACCCAAGAGGUCCAUUUUCUGUUUUUCUGAUAGUGUUCAAUGACAUGAACCCACUUAUAGGUAAUUUUUAUCUACUUUAACUUGUUUUAUCAUUUAUUUUUAAGAGUUAAACCUUGAACAAAUAAAAUUACCUGCUUUAGUUUAGUGGGAUGACUAUUUCUGAUCGUAUCGUCAUCUUCUCUUCAGGCUAGCUCAGUUCUCUUCACUCUCUUCUGUUUUCUGGUUGCAUUUGAAGCAAUUGAUACACCUAUGGCCAUGAAGUUAGGGAGUGGGCUGAAUUAUCCCAUUGUAAUUAAGAAAGAGCUUUUUCCAAACAGUCUUUAAUUUCCAGUUUUUGUAAAAGAAGUGUAUUCAUUUUGGGAAUAAAAAUUAUUUUCAUAUCUGCCUGGGGGGAGAUGAACUCCUCAGGAAAGACUAUCCCUAGGUGUUUAAAUCCUAAAACUAACAGAAGAACUUUGAAUGUAACUUGUUAGAUCACCCAGACUAACUUGCCGAAAUCUUUCUUUUUGUCCUGUAAGAUCAGCGCUUAACACACGGUCUGCUCCUGUAUCCGGGUCAGGCACUCCAGUUUGCUCUUCUCUUUGGUCUCAUGGUGGCAGCUGUUGGGUCAUUGUUGGGGAGGAGGUGAGGAGAAGGUGCUCUUGUUCAGUGUUUCGGUUCCUGUAAAAGGAUGCUGCCUAACCCAACUCAUCUCUGUGUCCUGCCGACUUUAUUAUUAUUCCAGGUCAUUGAAAGAAAACAUAAUGGAUGGGCGUCAUUAACACCAGCUCAAAAAUACGUUCUUGUCAGUAAAGAUUUCUUGUCAAGAUGUCUUGGAUUGCACUUUUGUUGAGAGGAGACUGUGUAAAUAGUUAAAGAAUGUUGAUAAAACUGAAACAUUUGGAAUUGUGUGGUGUUAGAAGGUUUCUGUUUGUGAAAUGUAUGUAUUAAAAAUAAUAAAAUUUCAGAAACUAAUAUUGUAUUCUC
Dama dama (fallow deer) is the source of this 5107-nucleotide messenger RNA. RefSeq names its product hdc homolog, cell cycle regulator (gene HECA). Bases 104 to 1744 code for a protein of 546 amino acids. NCBI's taxonomy places the organism in Eukaryota, Metazoa, Chordata, Mammalia, Artiodactyla, Cervidae. The record is from RefSeq and is a predicted model, not a curated record. The transcript has 4 exons.